Molecule: messenger RNA, 2324 nt
Organism: Punica granatum (pomegranate)
Lineage: Eukaryota; Viridiplantae; Streptophyta; Magnoliopsida; Myrtales; Lythraceae
Source: RefSeq, a predicted model, not a curated record
UCAUUUCCGUGUCUCCCCGUCGCCUCACCUCCCCUCCCUCCAUCUCCAUCUCCAUCUCCAUCUCCGGCCAGUCAAAUCUGAAUCUUUCCUCCCUCUCUCUCUUUCUGUGUGUCGGUGGUUCCGUACAUAUCCUCUCGGAGCUUCGGAUCUGAGGCUGAUCUCACAUUCACUAGCGAGGGAGAGACAGACAGACAAGACAUGAAGGUGAUCGAUAAGAUCCGGGAGGCGGCGGUGUGCGCCGAUGGGGAGGGCGCCGGCUCCGGCAAGGUCGUCUUCUCCUUCGAGUUCUUCCCGCCCAAGACGGAGGACGGUGUCGACAACCUCUUCGAGCGGAUGGACCGGAUGGUUGCCCACAACCCCAACUUCUGCGACAUCACCUGGGGCGCCGGUGGUUCCACCGCCGACCUCACCCUCGACAUCGCCAACAAGAUGCAGAACAUGAUCUGCGUCGAGACCAUGAUGCACCUCACCUGCACCAACAUGCCCGUCGAGAAGAUCGACCACGCCCUCACCACCAUCAAGUCUAACGGCAUCCAGAACGUCCUCGCCCUCCGCGGUGACCCUCCCCAUGGCCAGGACAAGUUCGUCCAGGUCGAGGGUGGUUUCGCCUGUGCCCUAGACCUGGUGAAGCACAUCAGAGCCAAGUACGGGGAUUACUUCGGGAUCACUGUCGCCGGAUAUCCAGAGGCGCACCCUGAUGUCAUCGGACCGGACGGCAUGGCUACGUUGGAAGCUUACCAGAAUGAUCUCGCAUACUUGAAGAGAAAGGUUGAUGCGGGAGCUGAUCUCAUCGUCACCCAGCUGUUCUAUGACACCGACAUUUUCCUCAAGUUCGUGAAUGACUGCCGCCAGAUUGGAAUCUCCUGCCCCAUUGUUCCGGGCAUCAUGCCCAUCAAUAACUACAAGGGCUUCCUUCGCAUGACCGGUUUUUGCAAAACUAAGAUUCCUCCAGAGAUCAUGGCGGCCUUGGAGCCUAUCAAGGACAAUGAAGAAGCGGUUAGAAAUUAUGGAAUCCACCUGGGAACUGAGAUGUGCAAGAAGAUCUUAGCUAAUGGAAUUAGGACCCUGCACCUUUACACACUCAACAUGGAGAAAUCAGCACUGGCUAUUCUGAUGAAUCUUGGUUUGAUUGAAGAGACGAAAGUUUCUCGGUCUCUUCCUUGGAGGCGUCCUACAAAUGUUUUCCGCGUUAAGGAAGAUGUGCGCCCGAUAUUCUGGGCUAACCGCCCAAAGAGCUACAUCACAAGGACCAUGGGUUGGGAGCAUUACCCUCGUGGACGAUGGAGUGAUUCACAAAGUCCAUCAUAUGGGGCACUUACUGACUAUCAGUUCAUGCGCCCCCGUGCCCGCGAUAAGAAACUCAAAGAAGAAUGGACUGUUCCUUUGAGUGGUAUUGAAGAUGUUUGUGAGCAAUUUAAGAAAUUGUGCCUGGGGAAAUUGAGGAGCAGUCCUUGGUCAGAAUUGGACGGCCUUCAGCCCGAGACGAGAAUCAUAAAUGAACAUCUUGGCAAGAUUAACCUGAAAGGUUUCCUCACAAUCAACAGCCAACCCGCAGUUAAUGCAGAAAGAUCUGAUUCUCCCUCUGUUGGAUGGGGAGGGCCCGGUGGUCAUGUGUACCAGAAGGCGUAUUUGGAGUUCUUCUGCUCUCCCGCGAAGUUGAAUGCGCUUGUUGAGAAAUGCAAGGAGUUCCCUUACCUGACAUACAUGGCUGUUAACAAGGACGGUAGCAGCUGGGUAUCCAAUGUCGGGAAAUCUGAUGUCAAUGCAGUGACAUGGGGGGUUUUCCCUGCAAAGGAGAUUAUUCAGCCAACUGUGGUGGAUCCUGCGAGCUUUGCGGUGUGGAAGGACGAAGCGUUUGAGAUCUGGUCCAGAGGAUGGGCCUGCCGAUACCCAGAAGGCGAUGCAUCCCGCAAACUGCUUGAAGAGAUUCAAGGCAGUUACUUCUUGGUGAGCUUGGUCGACAAUGAUUACAUCAAUGGUGACCUAUUCGCCGUCUUCUCGGACAUAUAAACAGCAAUGCUCCGUUCUGUUUUUUCGCACAGCCCGGAGUCAAUCCUCCGCAUGAUUGUUCCUCUUCCUCCCUCGGUGCGUGCAAUGAUUAUCUGGUUAAGUUUUAUUCUUGCCCUCGGGAUAUAAUCUGAAAGAAUCUGCCGACGUCUGUAGUUCAAUAUGCUCUUUUUGUCCUCUCUCUCAUAGCAGAGGCGGGCUUGUUGCAAAAUUUAUUUGUAUCCUUCAAUAUGAAUAAUCCACAAAGCAUAUGAUCCAAAUGUAAUGCCUCAUUUGUUUUGUUUCGAUAUCUAUUGACUACAUAUUGUUAUUUAAAA